Kwoniella shivajii is the source of this 2472-nucleotide messenger RNA. RefSeq lists its product as uncharacterized. The record is from RefSeq and is a predicted model, not a curated record. The transcript has 3 exons. Lineage: Eukaryota; Fungi; Basidiomycota; Tremellomycetes; Tremellales; Cryptococcaceae. Bases 1 to 2472 code for a protein of 823 amino acids.
AUGACCAAUUCAAAGUGCAAGUCCGCUAAAGCGGUUCAACCGCCUUCGACACCCCCAUUACAAUCGUCAUCAACCACCGCUUCACCUCUCCUUUCACCCACAUCAUCCCUUCCAGGUCCAUCAGAAGAAGAUUUUCUCUCUGACCUGUCCGAGUCCUGGUUAGAUGUCGGAAGCCAUUCAUCAGUGGAUGGACGCUCGUCAGUUGGUCCUUCAGUCCUCGGUGAUGUCUUCAGUGAUACGAGCAGCGAUUCACAUGAUCACGAUCCUGAUCAUGAAACUCAAUCACAUUGGUCCGCUUCAUCCGACGGAGGAAGAGAUGGAGAUGUUGAAGAUUCCGGUGCUGUCAUUCUGGAACCCACUCCUGAAGAAUCAGUUUCUCCCUCUCUUACUGGAUAUACCGAUGCCGAAGCUUCCACUAAACUUGGUUCUUCCAUCGAUACGAUCCACACUUCUUCCGAUCAGAUCCGACUUAUCUUCCCAGAUGGAGCCUCUUUCACGUCUUCUUCUGGAUUACUCAGCGGUGGAUUCACGCCAAGUGCUUCGAUCAGCCUUUCUACGCCUAUGCCUCAACCUGAUCAGGCUCCUAGACCUAGAGCGGGAACAACUAUUGAACCAACUCUUUCUCCUAUCACUGCGGUAGGAAGGAGUUCGUCUAGGAGAAGCUCAAGCCCUGUCCACACGCCUAAAAAGACAACCCGAAAGGUCGAGGAUUCUUGGCUGAGAUCAAGUAGACUUUGGGCACCUCCUAAAGAGGUUGAAAAGGACAGAAUAGCAGAAAGUUACGAUUAUCACUUACUGCAGAGUACGGAUGACAUCCAACAAAUCGAAGCGGUUUUAUCUGAACAUCGAAAUACGCAAGACUUGCGAAUGCCAACAGUCGAAGCUAGCACCGACCAAACCAAGGAAGACGUCAAUUCAUCGAAAUCAAAUCUGAAUAUCGAGCAACUCGAGGAUCAGAUAUUUCCGCUAAAGAGCGAGGUCUCUGUUGAUCUCAAAGAAAACAGCAUCGAGCAGGUGGAAGCGAGAAAUAGCAUCGCAACAGACAAUGUCGAGGCCCUCAAGACGAUUGCGAAAGCAUGGUCUACCAAGAUAUCCUAUAUUGCUCUUGCAUCGUUGUUCUCUAUCGCUCUUCUCCGGUCAUUUGGCUCAACCUUUUGUAUUCCUUUUGUCCCGGAUUCAAAAGAUAUCUCUGAACCCAAAGUCGUGCCGACCACCAUUUCGGAAUCACUACCAAGAUCAGCCUCUUUCUGGGAUCAUUUGCCCUUCGCCUCUCCAGCCACAACGGCUUCGGUAGCUAUAGAUCCCUCUACCUCCGCAAGUGUCGUCCAGUCUGAUACUCGUCUCAUCCAGCAAGCUUUAUCCACAUUGGCAUCUAUACAUGAUAAGCUAUCCUCUGCCGCCGUUAAGAUACCCGCUACAGAACAGUCCGCGAUUCAUAGCCAACCGACCUCCAAGAUUGAACCAAGCGGCUCGAGAUCAUCUACGUCGUGCUGUUCUCUAUCGGUCAGAAACACCAAUGUAGCCCUUACUAUUCCUCCUGCAGUCCACCCUCCAGAUAGUCGAGUCUCUAUGGCUAGAAAAUUCACACAGAAGCUGCUUGGUAUCAACAAGACAGAGGGUGUCGAGAAACCAAAUGCCACGGAGAUUCAAGCAUCCACACCCAACUGCACUUGUAGUCUGUCUACUGUAGUGCAGACUGAGAUACUCGAACGAUUAACAAGAAUUUCUCGUCCUGCUUUGGCAUAUGCAGCCACGACAUCCAGGUGCCUUAGCAACGUUCUCGGACUUCUGAUUAACGCAUUAGAGAAGGAUAUGAACGAAAUAUACCAUUUGUCUGGUAACAUCGUUAAGACCACCAUUGCUACGUCCGAAACUGCUAUUCAUCGGGCCGCAAAAGGAGCCGCUGUCUCAAGGGAGAUAGUAGCAACUGCUCUUCGAAAAGUUCAAACCCAGAUCUAUAGCUUCUUCACCUCUCAUUCGCCUGGCUCGAAAGACGAAUCUCUCGCUCGAGCUUCAGCUAUGCUGGACUCUUUAUCUGAAUACGUCGAAGAUCGGCUUGACGUGCUGUCAGAUACCUUGGAAGAGCAAGCCAAUAAUAUGCAAGAGAAGAGUAUGGAUUCAAUAUACAAAGCCAAGAAGGGACUAGACCGACUCAUACAGGAAGCGAAGAAAAUGCGAGGCGUAGAGGAAGAGAAAGUCCGAUCCACUGAUGCGGAGAAAGAUGGACCAUUACCUUUUACUCAUAUGAGCAGUAGACCUUUUAUGGGUCGUAAAGAGCGGGCUAGGUAUCACAGACCACGUAGAGGUGAUAAGCGAAAAGAAAAGCGGGAAGAGAGGGAAGGGGUAGAUCAGGAGUUGAGAGGAAAGAAGGUGAAUAUCAUAACUCAUCCUAUGCCACCGAUGGAGAAACCUUCGAAGGGCAAACGGCUGCUGGAUAUGGUGCAUCAUGGCGCAAUGGCCUUUGUGUUGUGA